Chrysemys picta bellii (western painted turtle) is the source of this 4589-nucleotide messenger RNA. RefSeq names its product bridging integrator 3 (gene BIN3). The record is from RefSeq and is a predicted model, not a curated record. NCBI's taxonomy places the organism in Eukaryota, Metazoa, Chordata, Testudines, Emydidae. Gene Ontology annotation, biological process: actin cortical patch localization; endocytosis; plasma membrane tubulation. Gene Ontology annotation, cellular component: cytoplasm; actin cortical patch. Gene Ontology annotation, molecular function: lipid binding; protein binding.
CGUCACGCCGUCUAGCGUGCCGCUUACCUCACUUCCGGAAGGGGCGGGGCUAAAGAACAAGCGCUUCCGGGAGAAAGCCGGGGCCGGAGGGGACCAUGAGCUGGAUUCCGUUCAAGAUUGGGCAGCCCAAGAAACAGAUUGUACCCAAGACAGUGGAGAGAGACUUCGAAAGGGAAUAUGGGAAACUUCAGCAGCUGGAAGAACAGACUAAGAAACUGCAGAAGGACAUGAAGAAGAGCACAGAUGCAGAUGUGGCCAUGUCGAAAUCAGCCGUGAAAAUCUCUUCAGACCUGUUGUCCAACCCGCUCUGUGAGCAAGACCCCAAUUUCCUGACAAUGGUAACAGCCCUGGACACUGCCAUGAAGAGAAUGGACUCUUUCAACCAAGAGAAGGUGAACCAAAUCCAAAAGACGGUGAUAGAGCCCUUGAAAAAAUUCAGCAGUGUGUUCCCCAGCCUGAACAUGGCAGUGAAGAGACGUGAGCAGACUCUGCAAGACUACAAGCGGCUGCAGUCCAAGGUGGAAAAAUACGAAGAGAAGGAGAAGACCGGCCCCAUCCUUGCCAAGCUACACCAGGCCCGUGAGGAGCUGAGGCCGGUAAAGGAGGACUUUGAAGCCAAAAACAAGCAGCUUCUGGAGGAGAUGCCCAAGUUCUACAGCAGCCGCAUCGACUACUUCGAGCCCAGCUUUGAAUCGUUGAUCCGUGCUCAGGUUGUGUACUACACUGAAAUGCACAAGAUCUUCGGAGACCUGACAGAGCAGAUUGAUGAGCCAGGCCUCACAGAUGAGCAGAGGGAGAAAGAGAAUGAAGCCAAGCUGAGCGAGCUGCGGGCCCUGUCCAUUGUGGCUGAUGACUGACCUCCCCACCCAUGCUGGGGGAACCUUCUCAAAGGCUGCUGCUGUCUGAUGACAAGAACAGGGUGGAAAUCUCUAGGUUUUAACCUGUGCACAGCUGCCUGCUGCUCUCCAGCUUUGAACUCCUUAGAAGACAAGGUACAACUUUUGAGGGGUGGUAGGGAAACUACCUCAUGCAAUGGGCCGGCCUAAAGAUGCCCUGUUUUAACUGCAAACAACAAUGUACACAUGGUUUUCCUGUAGCACACAACUAUUUAUUAAGAAUUAAAAAAAAAUUAUACAAAGUCAUCUCAGUGGGAAAACAAGAGACAAAAAUAGCCACAGACAAGUGAAGAAGAGAGAUUUUUUUUUAAACCUUUCCCAUUAAAUACAAGUUGUUACCACAUUUGUUGUCUAAAGCACCACAAAGUGCAGAUGGCAGACCUUCAUCUUAAGACCCUUGUGUGUUUAUUGUAAAGGGGAGGCAUGGGCAGUAGCGCUCACAGCCAUCACUUACCAAAGGCCUUUUUUUUGACAACCUUGGCUGUCACUGGCACACACUAGGCUGUGAAAACACUGUCCUGUUCCCCCAUAAUGGGAAUCCAGCUCAAGUCUCCCUCAGGCAGUGAAAGGGUUCUUAGUUCCUCAGCAUCUAUGCCCCUCACUGACCUUGCCAUUUAGUCUACGCUCAUGACAGGGCACAGACUCUGCUCUCUCCUGGCACGCUAUAGCUUCAGGGAUCCACAGGUGUCAGUUGCUAGAUGAUGGUUCCUCCUCCUUCUUCUCUAAGCAGUUAUUAGUCUGGAAGAGAGAAGGACAGCAGGCAUAAGCCAGCAGGGCCUGCCCAUUCGCUUCAGAAAGGCAGGCAUGCCCGCCCGCCCGCCCCCCAAAAAAUCAAAUGUAAGAGGAGACAGCAUAGAUUGAUACCUUCUCAAUGAUCUUCUGGAUCUCCAGCUGCAGUGGAACAAGGCGCUUUUUGUUCUCCUGCAGCAGCCUUUGGAAGUGGGAUUUCUGCCUCUCUGCCAAUUUCACCUGCUCCUCCGUAUCAGCUAGCUGCUUCUGUACAGCCUGCAGCUCAGUGGUCAACACCUUGUUUGAUGACUCUGUCGCUGAGUAACGGGUCUGGGCUUCCUCUGUGGGCAGAGAACACAUUCAGCCCCCCCUAUGACUCCCUGGUGGGCCCACACAUACUCUGUCACCACCCCAGUAGUGCACUGGCUCACCCAGCUUGACCUCCAGAGUGUGGAUUUUGCUCUCCAGGUACAGGCGGCUACUCUCAGUCUGCUCUGCCUUCUCCAGCAGCUUCCCCACAUUGAGGACAGUCCCAUUGUGGGAGAUCAGGUCCCCAUGCUCCACCACUGCCUUGGGCUGAGUAGAAACCUCAGCCACAGAGUUUGAGGCAGGCAGCAAAGAGAGGUUUCCUGAAACAAGAGCAACCAACCUAGUGGUGACUUUAGCCUCUGGGCACCUGUUACCAUGGCCCACGUGUCCAAUAACUAACUACUUACCCAAGAGCCCUUCCUCAGGGACAUGGUCAGCACUGUCCUGGCGGUUGUAGUGCAGGCUCCGGUACUGGCACACGUACUGAGUCACUACUCUGUUCACAAGCUGCUUCACCUGUCAACAAAUCAGCACACACCACUCAGCACAGUAACUUUCACAAUGGAGUGCCCCCCGAGGGUCAGCCACAAGCUGGUGCUCACCUGCUCUUUGCAAAGAUGUAACCCCAGUGUCAUGAGGAUCUUCUCCAGGUCUCUUCUGUGCAGGUAGCCACAGAAAUUCAAAUCAAAGUAGAUAAAGGCCAGGAGAGCAUCCAGGGGCAGCACAGCACUUGGGUCCAGCUCCUUGGGCUGCUAAGGAACAAACCAUUGGUUCAGGGCAGCCCUAUUUCCCCCCACCCUCCUUAAGACUAGUCAGUCCGGGUUGCGGUGGCUUACUGACCAGGUCCUGGAGCGAUGAGAACUCCAUCUCUGACUGGUUGGAAGCAAUGGAUCUCACCUCUGCAUCAUCUAACUUGACACCUGCAGGGGACACAAACAAGGCAAGUUUUCUGCACAACCCAACUAGAUGCACGUGCCACCCAUGCUGUGCACCAGACCUACCAAAGUCCUCCUCCUCAUCGUCUCGCAGCAGCAAGAGGUCAUCCUCCAGGCUCAGCAUGCACAGCUCAUCAGUUGAGUCUUUAGGCUCCACUUUGCUGGCCUUCUCAUCCUCUUUGGCCACCUUGGGACCCUCACUGCAUGCUGGCUUCUGCUCUGCCCCUUCCUCCUCCUGAUGGGUCUGUGAACAGGCAGGAGAAAGUCAGAAGUGCUCUGUAGUCUCAGCUGAGACCCUGGGGAAAGGAGUGUAGCAGGGACACACCUGCACAGGCUCCUGCUCACUGGUUGCCUCCUCCUGGGCCUCUUCCUUCUGCACUUUCUCAUGCUCAGCUGGCUUCUCUGACUCCAGGUUCUUUGCCUCUGAUGGCUCUUCCUUCGCUGGCAGAGCCAGCAGCGCCUUGUAAAGCUUGUAGCCAAAAUCUCGCUGCAGCAUCUCCUGGAAAAGCUCUGCCACCACCGCCACCUUGGGGAGGGAGAUGGGCAGAGAGAAUUGUAAGUGCAGCGCCCCAAGCAACUCUAGGUGCCAUCAUGCACGGCAGCUCCCUUGGAGCCUACCUCAAAUGAAAGCUUUUCCCUCCGUCUCCUGUACUCCAGCAGGGUGCAGAGUGAGAUGUUGGAGCAGCUCGGCUGCCCACCCUGCAUUGCUGGUUUGGGGUGGGCGAUGAUGGCAGGUUCCAGGGGGGGAGUGGGAGUUGGAGUUGGAGCUGGCUCAGCAGCAGCAUUAGUGGCAUCCACGUCCUGUGCACUGGCCUCCAUUUCCUGGUCUGGGGCCGCAUCUGGGAUCUCCACGUCCUGUUUAAAAGCAUUACAGAGCGAUCUUUACAAAAGUGAGUGAUAGACCUUUUUGCUCUUGGCUUUAUGACAGCCCAGUCUCACCAUCUCUGGUUUCUCCUCCGGUGAGGGGGGUGGCAGAGGGGCCUUCUCUGCUUUCUGCUGGCACAGAGCCUCCCACUCCUCCAGAGGCGGCAUGCAGCUCCAGACAUCUGGCAGGAAGAUCACCACUGUCUCCCUCUGUGACGGGUCUCCCUGACGCAGAUAUCUAAACUCAGCAAAACGGAACCUGGAGCAUGGGGGGGGGGAGGGAGAAAGAGAGAGGGUCAGGGAAUAAAACCUGUCACUGCUAGAUCACUCUGAAGACAGCAACAGACCAUGACUCCCACCCAAACCAAGUCUCUUGCACUUGCCGUUCAGUCCACCCCGCCAAUGCUAAAGACAGAGAACCUCCAUCUUCCCUUAGCUGUUACUAACCAACCAAGUCACAUGUGAGACCAGGUUUAAGCAAAAUAAAAAUCAGUUGCCACGGUUACCCACUGCAGAAAUUCUAUAUAUAGCCAUAAUGUAAUCAGCCAAACCAAUGCACCCAAAGUCCCAGUCCAUAUCUACAUGGAUCUGAACAGGCCAUUUUUAUAGCUCAAAGAUAUCUCAUCAUGGAAUAGGGAUUAAUUAGGGACCCAAUCCUAUUAAUGUUGUUUUAAUUAACUAAAACAACAUCUGUCUGGUGAUGUUCUCCUCCUAAUACAGCAUGGCAAGAUAAUGAUUAACCUGUUGAACUGGAGACAUUUAUGAAGUCAUUGAUUACCUUUGGUAUAUGAAAUAACAAUGCACUUUUAUGUAGAAAACCAUGAUUAAAUCAAAUCCACCCUGCUGGAUAAUGCUA